AUGGGUUCCGGAAGUGUAACUGUCUACGAGAUGGUGAAUGAGGCUUGGGCUCUUAUGGAUGUGAUUCUCGUUGAUACACUGAAUAGUGUUGAACAUACAGUAUCGCUUUCCAAAGAUGGAUCGAGGGUCGCCAUUGGAGAUCGAUGGUCCAAUGAUAGUAACCAUGGUAAGGGCCGAGUCUUCGAAUGGGAUGGUUCGUCUUUUCGAAAAUUGGGAGACGAUAUUUAUGGAGAAUCACGUUUGCAAACAACAGCCAGCGGUAUUGCACUUUCGGACGAUGGGUUAGUUGUUGCACUUUCUAUCGCUACGUUUGUACGAGUUUUUGAGUGGAGUGCAGGAAGUUGGACAAAACGCCGCCUCAAUCUAGAUGGUCGUUCUGGGGGUAGAAUUUCCUGGGAUUCGGUGGCUCUCUCUGGCGAUGGGAGCAUUGUCGCCCUUGGAUUAUGUGAAAGAGUACAAGUGUUUGAGUGGAAGGAUACUAAGUGGAUCCAAGUUGGCCAAACCUUAAAAGCCGCAUCUGGAGAAGGUCGACUUGGAUUUUCGGUUUCCCUAUCAUGUUCUGGUUCCAUGCUUGCCGUUGGUUCGUCGGGAUCCGACAGGGCCGUUUCAAAGGUGUACACGUUGGCUGAUGAGACUUGGGUAGAGCUAGGUGGUCUGAUUGGAGGCGAUUAUAGCACUAGAGCUUCACUAUCUAGUGAUGGGUCUACUUUUGUGGUUGGAUUAUAUUCGGGACGAUCAGGAUUUUUCGUUUCCGUUUACAACUUGAAUGAACCAUCGGACACUCCCACGAGUAGACCAAUCCCCUUAGCAAUCUCUGGACCACCUUCUGUACCACCUUCUGGACCAAGGCCAACAGACGGACAAACCUCAGGUACUUUGAGACCAAGAUGA
Cylindrotheca closterium is the source of this 891-nucleotide messenger RNA. The record is from the annotation of a GenBank genome assembly. Lineage: Eukaryota; Bacillariophyta; Bacillariophyceae; Bacillariales; Bacillariaceae.